Molecule: messenger RNA, 2425 nt
Organism: Drosophila eugracilis
Lineage: Eukaryota; Metazoa; Arthropoda; Insecta; Diptera; Drosophilidae
Product: nose resistant to fluoxetine protein 6
Exons: 8
Coding region: 358-2370 (670 amino acids)
Molecular function (GO): acyltransferase activity, transferring groups other than amino-acyl groups
Source: RefSeq, a predicted model, not a curated record
CGCAUCUGUUUGGGCCGCGUUUCAUUCUCGGCUCGCACGUUGGCGCAAACGGUUCAUUAGCUGGCAGAUCGGUUCGGCUCCGGUUUAUAUUGGAUUGGCUGAGUUUAGGCCAAAAGUGCAUUUCCUAACAUUGGCAUUGGCCAGGCAGCAGAAGCCCCUGGGUCUGGUCAUCUGCUUUGUUUUACUUCAUUUAUUUCGAGUCGCGUCGCGUUGAUGAAAUUCCGCUUCUUAUUGUUAUUGGUGCGCUGGCGUUGCAUUUGAUUGGAGUUUGAGUGACGAAAGUGCCAAGAGUCUUUUCAAAGUCAAUCAAUUAGAGGGUGCAUUACGAUUGCAGCGAUUCGAUACAUUCAUCCCACGAUGAUGCUACACAUCGUGAUAUUAACGACGAUUUUUACGGCUGCGCAAUGCUUUCAAUUGAACAUGACGCAGUUCUACGAGAUGCCGCCGCUUUACGACUUGGAUGACUAUGAUCGCUGCCUCCAGGAGUUUGACGGCCAGGGGUCUACAUACUGUUUUGUCCGGGCGGAAGUUCAGCCAAAUGAGUCGGUGGCUGCCUGGCGGGCUAUUACUGAGAUUUCGCAGUACGAUCGCCAUCAUUUUGAUCACAAGCAGCUUUACUUUGGCCUUUGCCUGCGCGAAUGUGAGGCUUCUCUGGCCGGGUUGGAUAAAAGUGAACUGGAUGCUCUGCAAGCCGGCUUGCUGUCGGAAAAUGCGAAGGUGAAUGUGUAUCUGGACUUGUUCUCGAUGGAAGGCACAAAUCGCCAGCGGCAUCAGCGAUUGACGAAUGCCUGCUUAAAUUGGCGGCUGCAGAGUCGUGGUUUCGGGGUGCUGGCCAAGAGCGUUGUGGAGUAUUGUGAUGAUGCAGGACAUCAGGUGGAAGAUGAUGCUUGGAACCUGACCUUCUAUGGGAUCCUUGGAGCCCUUUUGGUUCUGGCCUGCCUGGGAAGUCUAGUGGAUCUGCACCUAAAACGUGGGCGUCAUGACAAAAUGCUUAAGGAACGGGAUCACUACAAAACUCCACCCAAGAGUACCGCCCAACAGGUGCUGCUCACUUUUUCGGUGGCACGCAAUUGGUAUCGCCUCAAUCAGGAGCCAACUGGGAAGAUCGGACGCGAGUUAAGAUUCCUUGACUGCUUCAAGUUCUUUGCCAUGUUUAUGGUGAUUUUUGCGCAUACUAACUGGGUGAUAUAUGAGAGCGCCAUUAGUAACCCUCAGGACCCGGAGCGAUUGCUUCACACUGCAGCGGGCACCUUACUCGUUUCGGGUUCACUGAUUACAGUAACCUUUUUUGUGAUUAGUGGCUUGUUGUUGACCAUCAACUGGUUGGCCGUUUCUCGUGCUAUACAAUCCAAAAAGGAAACUUGGAGUUUCGGCCAGUAUGCUCAGCUUUUUGUUAAGUUUAAUAUCUUUCGGUACAUCCGGUUGACCAUUCCGUAUGCCUUUGUCCUGCUCAUGAGCGGAGUUUACUUCGAGAAUGCCGGUGGUCCAUUGUGGAGACACAUCUUUGAGCGGGAGCAGCUGGCCUGUAGACGCAACUGGUGGACCAAUCUUUUAUACAUCAACAAUUUCGUGCGAACGGAUGAGCGGUGCCUGCUCCAAGGUUGGUAUUUGGCAGCGGACACUCAUUCCUUUGUGCUUAGUUUGGUGCUGCUGAUGCUGGGUCACCGGUUUGCUAGAUGGAGCAAGCAUCUGUAUGCUGGCAUUUUAGCUCUAUUCGUGGCCAUUCCGAUGGUGCUCACGUAUGCCAUGGACUACUAUCCCAUUUUUAUACCAACACCACAAACCCAGAAGGAUUCCUUUAUCGGAGAUCGUCAGUUUACCGAGUUUUACACUUCGUCCUUGAUGAACUUCGGUUGCUAUUUCUGUGGAAUCUUGGCUGCUUUGGUCUACGAUCAGUUGGCCCUUAAACAAUAUAAGCUACGAGAACUGAAGAGUUUCCAGCUACUCUGGUUCACCCUCAUCCCGGUGGGUAUCCUUUGGCUGUUCAGCGCUCAUCCCAUCUUCCAGCACUAUUACGUAUCUCCAUCUGCGAUUUGGGGAGCUCUGUAUGCCGGCCUGCAGCGAAAUAUCUGGGGCUUUGGCCUAGGAAUCUUCAUUGUGGGCAUGGCCAGCAAAGUGGGUUGGAUCUUCCGAAAAUUUGCCUGUCUGCCAAUUUUCCGUAUUAUGGGACGCCUCACCUAUGGAGCCUUUAUCGUGCAUCUAUUUGUGGCUAGGAUAGUCAUAGCCACGGUGCGGGAACCAAUCUACUUUGGCACUGGCAUGAUGUUCGCCUUCAUCUUCUUUACGGUGACUAUGUCCUACCUGUGCUCCUUCCUGCUUGCCAUCUUUUUGGAGCUUCCCGUCUCCUCUUUCCUUAAGCUAAUGAGAUAGCUCAAUAACUUAACUUAUAGAUUAAAUAUAACUAGAAUAAAGAACAUAACUUAAA